AUGUCAACCCUCAAGAAAACUAGAUCAACAAAAGCAGAUCAAGCCAGAGAAUAUCUACGAUUAGUUCACUUGAAACAAAAAGAGUUGAAGAAAAAUAAAGAUUUGCAUGAAGAAUCCAAAAAAUCCAAUCAAAUGCAGAUUUUAGAUGACAAAAAUAAGCUAGAAGACAUUGAAAGGCUUCAAGAGGAGCUAGAAAGAUGCUCAAAAAAUCAAGAAAAAAACCAAAAAAUAAUUGGCUUAUUAAGGAAUGAGCUUUUGAAAUUUGAUUUAGAAACCAACCAUCACAACUAUGAAGAACAAAAAAUGCCGACUAGCACAAAGUCAGAUCAAGAGCCUAAAAGACUUGAUAUUGAAGCUACACACAAUUUAACAAAAUUAAGGCUUGAAAUAUCAGAGCUUAAAAACGAAAUUGCUAAACAAGAAACUGUUAUAAACCAAAAAGAAAAAAAACUUAUAAAAUUAGCUACUAUAAAUCGGCCUGUCUCUGCCAGGCUUGAAAGAGAAGCCGCAGCUAUGGACUCAACCCUAAAAAAUGUCCAAAAUCGAUUAAAGCUGCUCAAACACACCGAAAAUCUUGUCCAAACAAAUGACAUAGAAGGCUUAAAUGGUCUCCUUAAUACAAUAAAUGAAUUCAAGCCAGAAAAACCUGAACCUAUUUGCACAGUAGAUGAUGCAUGAACAAUAGCACCUUCUGAAGUCAGAGAAAAGCUAAAUGAAAAUUACAAAAUAAUGAAAAAAAAUAUUGAAAUCAUAAAUAGUUUAAAAAAAGAUUUAUCAGAAGGCAUUGAAUACGACACAGUUUUGCGGGCAAGAUUAAAUAAAUUACUAGAAGAAAAAAACAAAAAAUUCAAUAAAGAUCAAGAAAGCUCAUUAAAUGGAAUUUUAAACAGUUUGGGGAGCGGAUAUGAUGCUGAAAUUAAUAAAUUAAAACAAGAAAUCAUUGACCUCGACCAAACAUUAUCAUCAAAGUGGCUUAAAAAGAAAAAAGAAGUAAGCUUCGAGCCAGCGCAAAUAAGUGAUUAA
Molecule: messenger RNA, 1023 nt
Organism: Blepharisma stoltei
Lineage: Eukaryota; Ciliophora; Heterotrichea; Heterotrichida; Blepharismidae
Source: the annotation of a GenBank genome assembly